Cuscuta epithymum is the source of this 956-nucleotide messenger RNA. The record is from the annotation of a GenBank genome assembly. Lineage: Eukaryota; Viridiplantae; Streptophyta; Magnoliopsida; Solanales; Convolvulaceae.
AUUACAAUUAUAGAAAUAUUCAAAUCAGAUCAGAAAGAUUCAGAUCAGAUCAGAAACUUUCAGAUCAGAUCAGAAACAUUCAGAUCAGAUCAGAUCAGAUCAACAACAUUCAGAUCAGUUCAACAACAUUCAGAUCAGGUCAGAAAGAUUCAGAUCAGAUCAGAAAGAUUCAGAUCAGAUCAGAUCAGAAAGAUUCAGAUCAGAUCAGAUCAGAUCAGAAAAAUUCAGAUCAGAUCAGAACUUAAAAAAUUCAGAUCAGAAACAUUCAGAUCAGGUGAACGGAACAGCUUCUUAAUCAGUCAGACAAUUCACGAUUCACAACUUCUCCGCUCACCCGUGUUUUAUACUCCUCGCGAUUCAGUCAUUCGGACAUAUCAGCUUCCUUACAUAAUCAUGGGCUCAUGGCUUCUUCCUCCCAACAUUUCAUAUAUAGCUUCAAUUCUCCAAGUCGUAGAUAUAUCUUCCGAAACAAACCAGUGAGCUUUGUCGACUGGCGACCGCAGCUUAGCAGCAGGGGUAGCUUAUAAGGGGAGUUAGCCAAGGCAAAUGGCUUGGGCCUCAUAUUUUUAAAAUUAUUAUUAGUACGGAGCAUAAAAUAUACUCCGUAUAUUUUAAUUUUACUGGUUUGAACUUUGAAUUUUGAAAGAAAAGACAUCAUGUGUUUGAUAUAUUGAUAGUCCAAAGAUAGAUAAAGUGAUUUUAUUUAGCUCUAAUUAAUUAAGGCUCGUAGGCACGCCAAUCUAGCCACCAUAGUAAUUGAAGUAAUGUUUAAUUAGUUGGAUCACUUGGAUGGAAGUAGUUAUUUAGUUUUUAUUUUUUCAUUUUCACUGAUUAUGGUUGUAUUUGUGAUCUGUUGACUGCUUUAUUUUUUAUUUUUUGUAAGUAUGUUACGGGGGCAAACAAAAAUCAAGCACUGUAGGGAUUUAAAAUUUAGAAGUACUACUAAGAUUGUCUCA